AUGGAGCGGGGCAGCGCGGCGGGGUCGCCGGCCGCCAGCGGGCUGGGGCUGGGCUUUGGAGCCGGCCAGCGGGAGCAGGCAGCAGCGGCCGCCGGCUGGGAGACGCCGGAGCCCGGGCAGAGCCCCCUCCAGCAGUCGCUAAGCGGAUCCCAGAGUCUGGAGCAGCGGCUCAGUGAAAUGGGCAUCAGGAAGCAGACAUCGUACAGGUGGGUCCGAAUGAUGAGUGUUGUUGUCCGGCUUGAUAUCCAGACACAGGCCACAGGAGCAGAGAAAGCACCUGUUGCAGAGAGAAAUAAAUUUAAGCCUCCCAGACCUGACGUAACUCAUACAGAGGUUGCAGGCAGCAUGUAUGAAAGUUAUUUGCUGAUACUCCUUGGGAGAUCAAUUUCCAUCCCUGAUAAGAGUAUUGAUAAGUUGAGUAUGGAGGUGUUGAAACAAUGGUGUUUAGAUAAUGGCACAGAAGUGAAGCUGGUUAACUCAGAUGCUUGGAGUAUAUUAAAGAGUAAUGCUAACAGCACAGGUUCAAUCCCCAUAUCGGCUGAGUCAAGAACUGCACGUUUCUUAUCCGACCUUCCGACUCAGGCCUGCCAAGAAACAUGCAACAUACCAGCUCCUGAGACCCUUCAGUGCAGGUCAGCAAUGUUCAGGGAAAGUGAAGCCACGGCCCAUUUUAACAUCACUAGCUGCCGUAAAGCAGGCAAGUUUAAAAGUCUCCAUCACAUUGAGAAGCCAGGGAGAAGCUUGCCAAGAUCAUCACUUUGUCCCCUCAUGUGCUAUAAUAUUUCUUUUUUUUCUUGCAGAAAAGCAAUCUUGAGAUCAGGCCUGCAGCACCUAGCACCAGAGCAGGCACCCAGUACCAUCCUGAAGAAUGGGCCUACCAGGGAGAUGCGGACCAGCCCUGACUGGACUGAAAAUGCUAUAAAUGGCGAUCAUGUUUGGCUGGAGACGAACGUCUCUGGAGAUUACUGCUACCUUGGAGAAGAGAACUGUUUAGUGAAGAUAACCAAGUCAGCUCCAAGGAGGAAGUGUGCAGCAUGCAAAAUAAUAGUGCACACAGUGUGCGUGGAACAGCUCGAGAAGAUAAGCUUCCAUUGCAAGCCAACCUACCGGGAGGGAGGUAGCCGUUCACUCAGAGAGCAGAGUUUUGUGAGACACCACUGGGUUCACAGACGGCGUCAAGAAGGGAAAUGCAAGCAGUGUGGGAAGGGUUUCCAACAGAAGUUUUCAUUCCACACGAAGGAAAUCAUAGCCAUCAGCUGUUCUUGGUGCAAGCAAGCAUUUCACAACAAAGUGACAUGUUUCAUGUUGCAUCACAUCGAGGAGCCAUGUUCGCUAGGUGUGCAUGCUGCAGUCAUUAUACCCCCAACGUGGAUUAUAAAGGUGAAAAAACCACAGAACUCCUUCAAGUCUUCAAGUAGAAGGAAAAAGAGGACAUCAUUGAAGAGAAAAACCAGCAGGAAAGGAGCAGACGAAAGCAAAUGGAAGCCAUUUAUAAUCAAACCCAUCUCGUCACCCUUGAUGAAACCACUCCUGGUGUUUGUAAAUCCAAAGAGUGGCGGAAACCAGGGAAACAAGGUCCUUCAGAUGUUCAUGUGGUGGCUGAACCCACGACAAGUCUUUGACCUCUCCCGGGGAGGACCAAGAGAAGCCUUGGAACUGUAUCGAAAGGUUGCAAACCUCCGCAUUCUGGCCUGUGGUGGAGAUGGAACGGUGGGCUGGAUUCUUUCCUUGUUGGAUGAACUGCAGCUCAGUCCCCAGCCUCCAGUCGCAGUGCUUCCGCUGGGGACAGGGAAUGACCUGGCCCGUACUCUCAACUGGGGAGGGGGGUACACGGAUGAACCAGUCUCGAAAAUUCUCUGCCAUGUAGAAGAGGGGAAUAUUGUACAGCUGGACCGCUGGAAUCUCCAUCUUCAGAACAACCUCCAUCUAAACCAAGAUGACCCUGAAGAAGGGACUCAGAAGCUCCCACUUACUGUGUUUAACAACUACUUCAGUCUGGGGUUCGAUGCCCAUGUGACAUUGGAAUUCCAUGAGUCUCGAGAAGCAAAUCCAGAACGGUUUAACAGUCGAUUUAGGAAUAAGAUGUUUUAUGCAGGGGCUGCUUUUUCGGACUUUCUGCAGAGAAGCUCUCGAGAUUUAUCCAAACAUGUCAGAGUUGUGUGUGAUGGCACUGAUUUGACACCCAAAAUCCAGGAUUUGAAAUUUCAGUGUAUUGUCUUCCUCAAUAUCCCCAGGUAUUGUGCAGGCACAAUGCCUUGGGGUAACCCAGGGGAUCACCGAGACUUUGAACCACAGCGUCAUGAUGAUGGUUGCAUUGAGGUGAUUGGCUUUACCAUGACAUCUCUGGCUGCCCUGCAGGUCGGGGGUCACGGGGAGCGGCUCCACCAGUGCCGAGAGGUGAUACUCACCACGUACAAGACAAUUCCCAUGCAGGUGGAUGGGGAGCCGUGCCGGCUGAGUCCAUCAGUCAUCCGGAUCUCACUGAGGAACCAGGCCAACAUGGUACAGAAGUGCAAGCGGAGGACCUCCAUGCCAUUACUGAAUGAUAUCCAUAAGGUGCAGCAUGCUGAUCUAAGACGUGUCUCUGCUCCUCCUGAUAGCUUCACACUCCCUCACACUGUUCCCGGCCGGCUGAGGAUACGGGUGAACAGGAUCAGCCUUCAAGACUAUGAAAGCCCACAGUACAACAAGGAAAAGUUACAAGAAACAUCCAUCCCACUGGGAAUCAUUGUCAUCCACGGAGACUGUGACCUAGAGACCUGUCGCAGGUACAUCGAUCGACUACAGGAGGACUUUUACCCAUUAACACCAGAUGGACAUCGCAUUCACUACCAGGACAGUGAGUCUUCCCAGCGACGGAUGUUGUCUUCACAGAAUCUUUCUUCCAAAUGGUGCUUCCUAGACUCCACAUCUUUGGACCGGUUUUACCGCAUUGACAGAGCCCAGGAGCAUCUCCACUUUGUGACAGAAGUUGCUCAAGAUGAGCUCUUUAUUUUGGACCCAGAGCUAGUGGCCAUACAGAAAGCUGGGACAGUCCCUGGGAUGCCAGACCUGGUGGUGGAUCCUUCCCCUGGGCCUCCCUCAUCCUCCGAGGAACAAGAACUUCUUCAUUCAGUCCUGGAGGGUGACCUACAGAAGUUCAUAGAAUCCUGCAAUAAGGGAGUGAGUCUGAUGGUGAGCAGCUCGGAAGGUUACUCAGUGUUACACUGUGCUGCAAAGAAUGGCCAUAAAGAACUUGUAAAGUACAUAAUUGAACAUGGUGAGUUGUGA
Molecule: messenger RNA, 3270 nt
Organism: Carcharodon carcharias (great white shark)
Lineage: Eukaryota; Metazoa; Chordata; Chondrichthyes; Lamniformes; Lamnidae
Product: diacylglycerol kinase iota-like
Exons: 32
Coding region: 1-3270 (1089 amino acids)
Biological process (GO): diacylglycerol metabolic process; lipid phosphorylation; regulation of synaptic transmission, glutamatergic
Cellular component (GO): nucleus
Molecular function (GO): protein binding; ATP-dependent diacylglycerol kinase activity
Source: RefSeq, a predicted model, not a curated record